CAGUCAACAUCGGUACAUGCAAUCCUGAGAAGGCUAUAUUAGGCAAUUCGUGAGGAAUCUCAUUGCCCCAUAGCACAAUACUUGGCGCAACAAGAACGCUUUUGCUCGGCGAAAUACCUCGUGUACAGGUACAUCAGAAGCCUGCCGUCUCGCGUGAUCAGAUUGUUCCGCGACAACAGAACAAUAGCCCGCCCAGAGUUCACAAAAGACAAGUCCUUCCAUAACUGGGACGGGUGGCAAUUGCCGAGGCCAAUCUGUGUGGCUCCAGGCCAAAGUACUGCCACACCCUCAACACGGACUUGAACUCCUACCACCACCUAGCCACUUGGAAGCUUCCCCACAGCUGUCGAGAUGCAGAGCACAGAACUAGAGCCUAGUACAUCUCAGGGCAGUCGACCUGGGAACAUCGCGGCCAGGCGCGGGCAACUCUUGGAAGAGCUCGUCAGACUUCAUGCAAGGAAUGUCGAGGUCAAGGCUGAGAUCAACGCCCUCUCUCCGAUAUGCAGACUCCCCGACGAGCUCCUCGUGGCGAUCUUCAUGUAUUGUGUCGCCCUCCAAGGUGACCUGGACACUGUCUGGACUGAGAACUCCGCGUACUUCCCCGGACAACGACAACGGCCAUACUCCUGGAUAGUUCUCUCGCAGGUCUGCCGACAGUGGCGCAGAGUUGCGCUCGAUUUCCCUGCGCUCUGGAGCAGUGUCUUUCUCGCUGCUGGCGAAGACUUCAUCGCCGAGGUACUCCGCCGCUCGCAGCGGAUGCCGCUGGACGUCGUCGUCUGGGUCGACUCCUUCGUGGCCAACGACAAGGCCAGGACCCUGCGUCUGGUUCUCGGAGAACUAUCUCGUUGCCGCAGUCUCCGGAUCACGAUGCCGGAUGCAUACGUACCGCCGGAGCUGGAGAACAACCCCGCUCCUGAGCUACGCACGCUGAAGAUACGCAACACAUGUACGAACUACCCAAGCGCGCCGCCGGAGUUCACGCGCCUUUUCCGCGGUCGUGCUCCUCGUCUGGAAUGCCUCGACUUGGCUGGCCGGGCUACCUUCGAUUGGCCCCUUCUCGUCUCGUCGACCUUGCGACAUCUGACGCUCAGCCAGGUGGACAAACACUCGCAGCUCGACGUUGUACAACUGCUGACGAGACUUCGCGGUCUGCCGUUGCUGGAAACCUUACGCUUGGAUCAUGCCCUCACCCCUUGCUUCAAGUUCCCUCGGAACACGGUGCUUCCCCCUCCGAGCAGUAUCAACCUUCCGCGCCUGAAAUCGCUCCACAUUACCUCAAAUCUCCGGACGUGCACUACACUGGUCGAGACACUCUCAAUCCCGUCUCUUAAUUCAUUCAGCGCAGAGAUCGAAUGGCGCGAUGAAGUUGGAGAACUCGGCCAAUAUGUUGCAAAGCUCACUUCGACCCUGGGACAUGCGACACAAAAUAUCUAUGCUCUUGCACUGCGCCACGUCGGCCCGGACGUGCAUCUCUGCUGCUACAAACAAGCCCAAAACGCGAUACUUACUGGAAUGCGAUCAUCCAACGAUGACGGACCAUUUUGUAUUCGCCUAGUCUUCGUCGAACUGCUCUAUCGUAUGGAGGCCCGACUCCCCGACGUUUUCUCGCGACUCUCUUUUGCGCCAAGCAUCAAGAACUUACAUAUCGAGGAUCUAGCCCUCAGCGAGGCACUCACAGGCACUGUCUUCCGUCAGUGCGAAGGCGUCACAUCGCUUCGUGUCACCAAUCGCCCCGCCGUUGAGGUAGUCCGCGUGUUGGGUGGCUAUGCUCGGUGGACCCGUCCACGGCAGCAGAGCGAUUAUCAACAUCAGCACCGGCCUGCCCCAUAUCUCCUCCCUCAUCUUGAGGUACUGAUGUUCCAAUGCAUCUCCUUUGGCGAACUGGCGGAUGGCCUGGAGAACACUCUGGUACAGCGCUACGAGGACGGGGCACAGAUAAAGGAGAUCCAUCUGACCGAGUGCCGCCAUAUCACUUCUGCAAGCGUGAAUUACCUCCGGCGUGUUGCUGUAGAAGUCAAGUGGGAUGGGGUAGUAGUUGCGGAUAGUAGAGAAGCCACUCCUGACCUACACCGUCAAGUGGUCCGUCCUCGGAUGGGUGACAAUCAUGGCCCCGUGAGCCAGUUCAUGCCUAUGAUCCCCCCUAAUGCACCCUACAUCGGAGUCCCAUACACGGCGUGGCACUAUGUACCCGCGCCUCCUUUGCUCCCCUUGCACAGACCGGAAGGAAGACACUAGCUCGGAUGCUUUAUGUCUCAUGAGUGGGUAUCCGGACUACGAGGUACUGUUAUGCCUACCCUGUAUGUAGAGUUUUAGUAUGCAAUGUAUGUUCUAUACUGCCAAUUGUAGUAUGUCUACGUUAACGUUGAUCACACGGAAUGCUAUCCGACUGCCAGAGGUCCACUGACAUUGAUGCUCUAUACAUGAGUCUGGGGCUGUGUUGUAGUUACCC
Rhodofomes roseus is the source of this 2449-nucleotide messenger RNA. RefSeq lists its product as uncharacterized. The record is from RefSeq and is a predicted model, not a curated record. Gene Ontology annotation, molecular function: protein binding. NCBI's taxonomy places the organism in Eukaryota, Fungi, Basidiomycota, Agaricomycetes, Polyporales, Fomitopsidaceae. Bases 352 to 2235 code for a protein of 627 amino acids. The transcript is spliced from 4 exons.